Messenger RNA from Rotaria sordida, 717 nucleotides. NCBI's taxonomy places the organism in Eukaryota, Metazoa, Rotifera, Eurotatoria, Philodinida, Philodinidae. The record is from the annotation of a GenBank genome assembly.
AUGGAAACACAAUUAAGUGUCGAUUUUAUUUAUAAAAGAACAAAUUCAGAUAAAGAUAUGAACCGUCCACCUCCAACAACGAACAAUAAUCAAAAUAAUACACAGCAGAGUACAUUUAAAGUCAUGUUACUUGGAGAUAGUGGUGUUGGUAAAACAUGUUUAUUAGUACGUUUUAAAGACGAUACAUUUUUAUCGGGAAGUUUUAUUGCAACAGUUGGCAUUGACUUCCGUAAUAAAACUAUUCUAAUUAAUGAUAAACAAGUUAAAUUACAGAUUUAUGAUACAGCUGGCCAAGAACGUUUUCGUUCUGUUACUCAUUCUUAUUAUCGUGAUGCCAAUGCUUUACUAUUACUCUACGAUGUAACAUCUAUAACUAGUUUUAAUAAUGUUCGUGUUUGGUUAAGUGACAUACAUGAAUAUGCUCAUUCCGAUGUGAUUGUUAUGUUAAUAGCUAAUAAAGUUGAUAAAACAACUGAACGUGUGGUAACACGUGAAAUGGGUGAAAAAUUAGCAAGUGAAUAUGAUGUUACACAUAUGGAAACAUCAGCUAAAACUGGUUUAAAUGUUGAAUUUUGUUUUAAAGCAAUUGCACAAGCACUUCUACAACAAUUUGAUUCAACACUAUCAAAUGGAGAAAGUCCAUCAAAAACAUUAAGUAAUCUUGUACACUUAAAUGAUCAAUCACAUAAACCAACUUUAUGUUGUUCAUUUUCAUAG